Messenger RNA from Sphaeramia orbicularis (orbiculate cardinalfish), 1691 nucleotides. It is a transcript of the gene fam131aa, whose product is annotated as family with sequence similarity 131 member Aa. Lineage: Eukaryota; Metazoa; Chordata; Actinopteri; Kurtiformes; Apogonidae. The transcript is spliced from 5 exons. Bases 214 to 1254 code for a protein of 346 amino acids. The record is from RefSeq and is a predicted model, not a curated record.
UGUUUGCCUGGUUGCAUAGAGAAUGCCGCCACUGCCUCAACCUUCCUCGACCCCAACCAUUCUAACCGGUUUCACCGGCUUACCAUGGCUUUAGCAUCUGUGCAGUAAAUUUAGGGCAUAGCUGUUUGCUUGUCUGCCUGCUGCUUUAAACCAGUGAACCCAAGCUGUGAUUUUUAGUUGAGGUGGUUGGCUGAGCUGUGACACCAUCUCUGUAUGGCCACAAUGAGGCUGAGAUCCAGGAGCAGAGAAAGGAGGGAGAGACAUAGAGAGGAAGAGGUGAAAUUUGAGGAGAGUGAAAUGAUUCCAAAGUCAGGAAAAUCUCCUGCAGACUCAAGAAAAGGUGUCAGCAUCCAUGAGUUCGCAGCACUUGCCAGAUCCUCCUUAAAUGGUAUCUCUCAGGCAGUGAGAGAUCAUGUGACCAAGCCCACCUCCCUGGCUCAGGGCCGGGUCGCCCACCUCAUUGAGUGGAAAGGCUGGCCCAAACCGGCUGACCCGCCGCCAGCUGCCCACUUCAGCUCCUACUGCCAUCUGACUGAGGGAGAGAAGGAGGCGCGCUUUGCUGCAGGGGUGGCUGAGCAGUUUGCCAUUGCUGAGGCCAAGCUCCGUGCCUGGGCAUCUAUAGAUGAUGAUGAUGAGGAAGAUUCCAAUGAUGAAGACUCCAACACCAACGGACAGAAUCAUACCUUUACCAGGCAGAGCUCAGACGCCGCCACGUGCAAUCCUUCAUCCGGAACGCCACACCAGCCUGAGGUCAACAGCGUGGCCCCGCCCUCCGGGACUCCUCUUGGCUCCAGCGGCAACAGCGGCGGUCUACUUUACAAUCGGCCUCCCUCUCACAAUGACCCACAUUUGUCCCAGACCAAUUCACCUACUUUACCCAGCGACUGCCUGAGUCCAUUCUUGGAGGAGGAGGAAGAGGAGGAGGAAGAGAGGCUGGAUGAGGAACAGCCCGCACCAUUGCAGGAGCACCAUGGUGAGGUUUGCGUCCACCACAAACCUGAGUGGAGGCCUCGGGCCAGGAGCAGCAGGUUCGACUCCUGCUACUCCACCUCCCACUCUGAGUCUCCUGGAGAGGAGGAUGAAGAGGAUGAGGAGGAGGAAGGCAGUGUAUUCCAUGAGGUUCGGGUGUGGCAUUGCAGCCCGAGGAGCUUCUUCUCUGACCGUGCAUCCUCUGGAGUGGCUUCAUUUGACGAAGAAGAGGAGAGGGAUGAAGAAGAAGACGAGAAGAAGGAGGAGAAAGAGUAUUUAAUGUGAUUUAAUGUCCAUCUUUGUGUCUCUUGGGUCACGCUUACACUGCAGGCAAUAAUCAGAUUUAUUCAUUCAUAUACACUCAAAUUUACAGGUGAACUGCACCAAUCACAUAAAAUCUGAAACCAUUCCAUUCAGAUCUAGACCACCUCCAGAUGUGGUCACAAAGCAGAUACAGAUACUUCUAUGUCACUCUAGAUUGACAUUUAUCAUAAUUUAGCACCGAUUGGAUUGAGUUAAUGAAAAAGUACAGUUCUAUUUCUCUUAAUUCUCAUCAGAUCUUAAAUUUACUGGCUUCCACUCCACAUCAGUUUAUAAAUAAAACCAGAAACACAGACUUCCAUGGCCUCAAGGUUUAUUUCAGUACAGAUGAUUAUUGAUUCACUAUUGUUCUUUUGUGUAAUAUCUGAUUCUGACCAAGCUAAAAUAAUUAAAAGGAUGAG